Cuscuta epithymum is the source of this 3734-nucleotide messenger RNA. The record is from the annotation of a GenBank genome assembly. NCBI's taxonomy places the organism in Eukaryota, Viridiplantae, Streptophyta, Magnoliopsida, Solanales, Convolvulaceae.
CUUAUACUGAGUGUUUUCUAUCUACAUUAUUAUUAUACGAUCGACUAGAAAAGCUUUGCAAUCUCGGCCACAUGCAACCAACCAGAGGAGGCUACGCACGCGCUUUCCUCUUCAUCAUCAAAACAAGCUUCAUCCAAUUUUCAAUUUUCCAGAAAAGUCUUCGUAUCAACAUCGUCUCCAUCUUGACUCCCCCACGCAUAGCUUCUGCAUCAUUAUUAAUUAUUAUUUCGAAUUGAGAACAGAGUGAGAGGCAGCUUGAAGCUAGGGAUCAUGGGUUGUUGCAACAGCAAGAACGCGGAUACGAAGGCCAGCCGCAUGGCUCGGUGGCGCGCCACCGGAAUCGUAGCUUUAUGCGACUCCAAAUUGAAGGCAUUCUUACAAUUCCUUCCCUUUUCAUUUCCCUGUAUAUUGGUUUUGAAAAGUGCAAGCAAGCUUCAUAUCUAUUAUUAGUAGCUAUUAACGAAUGAAUUUGCUGGUUGUUCUAGUUGUAGAAAUCAAAGUUUUUUUUUUUUUACUAUCUGUCCCACUAAGAUUGAGAUGUGGGACGAUUAUUAACAAAAAUGUAAUUAUGUAGAUGCUAUCAAAUAUUUGAAGUGCACAUGAAUCAGAAACACACAGAUACAACCAUAUAUUCCAUGAGACAUGUUAAUCUGGACGGCUAAAAUAGAAAGAUGGGAUAAAGAUACAGGGACAUAGGGAGUUUUUUUUUUUUUUUUUUUUAUGUUGAGGGAGUAUUUCUUUAUUUGGAAAAUAAGUUAUUGGAGAAAGUUUGAAAUUUAAGUAUUGAUUAACUGCUCUUGAUGAAUCAACAUGCACACAUGUCGUGUGUUCUGCAACUAUACUGUGUUGUACAUUGCUUGAAGCUAAUUUUCAAUUGGAUGCUAAUGUUCAGUACCUCUCAAUAUAAUGGCUAAUCACUAAUCAGUAAUCACCUUAACUGAACUAUAUAAUUGUAAUCUGAUUUUAAAGAGAUAAACUGGUCUUUACAAACAACAACAACAACACAAACUGGUCUUUAGCUAUGAAAUAAUAUAUCUAUGGUUAUUUCAUGAAUAAUGAUGAUUGUUGACACGUUGGCACUGGAAAGACUGGUUAGCAGCUGCUGAAGGCUUUCCUUGUAGAAGUAUUUUAUAUCAAUUACAAGAGACUGACUUCUAUAUUUCUCUUCAGUCAUUUCCAGAUGAAGUUCUUGACCUAGAGAGAUCUGUGCGUACUCUUGAUUUGACAUGCAACAAAAUAGUUGAUAUUCCUGUGGAGAUUAACAAGUUAAUGAACUUGCAGAGGCUGAUUUUGGCUGAUAACCAUAUAGAGAGCCUUCCAGUGAAUCUGGGGUUGCUUCAGUCCAUAAAGGUUCUGAAACUUGAUAAGAAUCGAAUGAAAACCUUGCCUGAGGAAUUGGGCCAGCUAGUGAAGCUGGAAUGCUUAUCUGUCUCAGAGAAUUGCUUAGUAAACUUGCCUGAUACGAUUGGGGGCUUACACAAUUUAGUCCUAUUAAAUGUGUCAAGUAACAAGCUGAAAAAUUUGCCAGAAUCCAUCGGAAAGUGUUCCUCUCUUGAAGAAUUGCAGGCAAACGAUAACUCCAUUGAAGAACUCCCUGCUUCUGCUUGCAGCCUUGUACAUUUGAAGUCACUUUGCAUGAACAAUAACAAUCUUGGACAGAUACCUCCAAAUUUUUUACGGGAGUGCAAAAAUUUACAGAACAUAUCCCUUCAUGGAAACCCUAUUUCUAUGGAUCAAUUUCAACAGAUUGAAGGUUUUCAAGAAUUUGAAGCUCGGAGGAAAAAGAAAGUUGAUAAACAGAUUGAGAGUAAUGUGAUUAUCAGUCAUAAUGGUCUCGAUGUGCGGGUUGACCAAUGACAUCUCUGCAAGAGGAUAGCUGAACUAGAGCACCAUGAACCUCCAUGAUGAACUCAGACAGAGCAGUGCUGCCUUAGUAUUCCGCCCUUCCCAUGACAUAUAUUGUGCAGUUAGUUACUCAUUUUCACAUGAAUUGUAAAUCAAAUCCAUCCUGUAUGACAUAUACGGUAAGACUCCACUUUUUUCGCUCAGACUGAAUGAGUUGAUGUUUUUUCCUUUCUAAUUUUUAGGGAGGCGUAUGAAAAACUGUCCUUUUGCCUUAUUUGGCAGUUCCAUAUUUUUACUCUGUUAGUUUAAUCGAUUGCGGUCAUUCUCUUUGUUGAAAUGAAGUUGGAGUGAUCAUUCUACAUGAUUUUUAACAACAAAGUAGCAUCGUAGAAAACAUUGUAGCCUUUAAGGUUUAACCAACUACCAUAAUGACACAAAAAAUGGAGUACUCUCCAAGUUCCGAUAUAGGCUAGGGACUAUUUACUUGGCAGGAGACAAGUUGAAGCAUCAAACUAAUAGGGGUGGACUGAACCGGGCCGGUUCGGGCCUCGAGCCUGGGCCCGGCCGGGCCUCGGUUCAGAAUAUUGAGGCCCGAGCCCGAACCGGGGGUGGCCGGUUCCGGGCCGGUUCCAGGCCGGGCCAUCCGCCCUAUUUUUUUUUUGGCUUCUUUAUUUAAUCCCCUACCCCUCUUUCUCAACCCCAAACCACCCCAAACCACCUCAAAUGGACCAAAAUACCUAAUCUAACCCAAAACAUAAAAAAUUUUCAAAAAAAAAUAAAAAAAAAAUUAUUUCCGGCCCGGACCGGGCCCGAACCGGCCGGGCCGGUUCACCAUAUGGAAGGCCCGGGCCCGGAACCGGGAACCACCGGGCCGGUUCGACCCGAACCGCCGGUGGACCGGGCCACCGGGCCGGGCCGGUUGCUACAGUGGCCGGGCCGGUUCCGGGUCGGGCCGCCCGGCCCGAGUCCAGGCCUACAAACUAACAUUUUCCUCGAUGUUUUUCCUUUUUAUUUAUCAAUCCCCUCCAUUCCAUUAUAUGUCUUGCUCAUUCAAUGAGUCAUGGCUGAAGAUAUUUCCUGUUAUAUUUUUGUUGUAUUUAAUGUGUUAUAAGCAAUAGAAACAAUUAAGUAAUUAACAUCUUUAAAUUAUUAACUUCAUCAAAAGAGUGACAAAAAGUGGUCGUCUUCCUACACUAGUUAGGGUUUUAUGUUUUGCUGAGCUUCGUUCAUGUGAUUUGGAUUUUCGUGGAACGAGAGUUUCAGCGGCUUUCCUUUUGGGAAUUUUGGAAUGUGACAAAAUGAUAGAAUUUUCUUCUGUACCUCGGACAUGGAUUUCAAUGGCAAAUCUCAAGGAGCGAAUUGGCGAGAGCAAUUAGGAGAGUGCAAGGAUAUGAUUUCAAACGAAUUUUCCGGGGGUUGAAAUUCUCUUCUACCAUACUAUACUACUAUAGCAGCUCGCCCUCCUCCGGAACCACCUUCGUGCGAGAAAGCAAUUUGGGAAAAGUUUUUAUUUUCUUAUUAUUUUUGUUAUGAAGCAACAGCCAGUCCAUGCAAUUUUGGACGUGAUUUUCACUAUGGGUCAUCCGGAAACAGUCUCUCUGUGAUGAUGAUGAUGAUGAUGAUUGAUGAUGAUGAUAGAGUACUUAUUUUUAUUUUAAUUCGAGCAUGUAUGGUUGGAGUAUUUUGAUUUUUUGAAGAACUUUUGAUAGAUAGUGCUUCAUUUUCUGUCGUUUCAGACUUCUUGCCUGUUUUGUGUCUACCGAGUCAGGUUGCUUUGUAUGGGUGGUUGACUCUAAGUCUAUUGCUAGGGCUUAUGAUCGAAUCUGUAAUAAUCGUCUGAAUUUUGUGUCUUGCAUGUUUGCUCUAUAUUAAUGAAAAACCAUUUUGAU